Molecule: messenger RNA, 1003 nt
Organism: Magallana angulata
Lineage: Eukaryota; Metazoa; Mollusca; Bivalvia; Ostreida; Ostreidae
Exons: 2
Coding region: 504-893 (129 amino acids)
Source: RefSeq, a predicted model, not a curated record
UCAAAAAGUUUCGUUAGGAAAAAACGUAUUAUUACAUUAUAUACCGGAUUUAAUGGGGAACGCAUAUAUAUAUUAUUUACUGGAACAUCAUUGUGGGAAAUUCUUCAUUUGAUUAAAUCACGUGGCUUAUAACGUCAAAAUGAUUGGCUAAGGGAGUCAAUAAAAUUUACUAUGGAAUGUGUAGUAAAAUAAAGCGAUCUUUCCGUUUUUAACGAAUUGGUAGUAGGAUAAAGAGUUACAACUCUUACAGAAAAUAUAAAUUAUUUUAUAGAGACAACUGAAAGAACCAAACAAAUAGAGACGACGACCACCACUCUUACAAGGACUACCCUGUCUAAAAAUCAUGGUAAGUUUUUUUUUUUUUAAAUGAGAGUUAAAUGUAAAAAUGGGUGGACACGAAGAAAAUAAUCUUAAAAUUGAUUGAACCUUUUUUAAAAAAGGGUUAUGGAUUAUUUAUUAUAGGAACGACUAUAAAGGAUCUAAAAGAGAAGUUUCUGAAGGCAAUGAAUUCAGCGGAGGAAACUGAAUCUCUUACGGACAUGGCCUUAGGAUUUUUAAUGUGGGCGAUUAUGGCAUCGGUUGCCGCAUUCUUGGUAUUACUCAAGAAAUGGUUUCUCAAAAAAUGCUGCGGGGAAGAGCAAUCAACAAAUAACCAGCCAACACAGCAGCCCACUUUGAACCCGGUCUUCUCCCCAGGACAGCUGAGCGUGAUACCACUGGUGGUGAUGCACACACCACCAUCUUCCACCAUCAGUGGUUCACCGUCUAGUACUAGUGUCGCCAUUACGCCAGAGAUUAACCGGGAGGAGGAGGAAGAGGAAGAGCCAGUAGGGCACAGAACCAGACUGUCCUGUGCCCGAAGACUAAACUGGUCUAAAACCAGUGUAGUUUAGUUUUAAUUUUGAUCAAGUGUUGUUAGAUUAGAUGAAUUAGAUAUGCAAAGGAAAGUAACUAUACAAUAUAAAGCAAUAUUCUUGGUCUAAAAUUUAAACAAUAUUUUUUG